Messenger RNA from Ectocarpus siliculosus, 1444 nucleotides. The record is from the annotation of a GenBank genome assembly. Lineage: Eukaryota; Phaeophyceae; Ectocarpales; Ectocarpaceae.
ACCUGCCCAUACCAAACAAUUCAACCUUGCCCUCAACCCAGCACACCACACCAGACAGAGCAGCAAGCGAAGAGAGGGAGUCAGUCCACAGCGCUCUCACCGUGCAUGCACCUGAACCUACAGGCAACAGGAGUGAUUGGAACUCUCGCAGGGAUGGGGAAGCUGUCCGAGUGGUUGACCAGGAAACAGAGGCCCGAUGAUGACAUCGUCAGCAAGGGGGUCGUGUGGAACGCGAGAGGAGAGAUGCAGAGCUGCCUGUUCUGCGACUUCGCAAACCACACCAAGGAGAAGGAGCUCCUGUACGAAGACGACCUCGUGAUCGCGUUCAGCCCGUUGAAGCCGGCGGCUAAGCAACACAUUCUCGUGGUCCCCAAGAGGCACAUCUCGACCGUUGGGGAUUUGGUCGAGACCGACACACCACUGCUGGACAGGAUGAAGGAGGUCGCGGUGAAGCUGCUCAAGUGCGACGCCUCGCAAACUCAGCUCAGCUUCCACAUACCCCCGUGGAAUAGCGUUGACCACCUCCACCUCCACGCUCUCGAGACACCGUUCUUGUCGUGGUGGAAUGGUCUGCGGUUCUCGGAGGGAAAACCGUGGUGCGCGUCCUUCGAAGGGGUGAGGUACUGGGCGUCGGGCGCCGGAGCUCAGGAGGAGAAGGAGAGCGUUCCCGAAACGAAGGACGCAGAGGAGAAAUGCUGAUUGGUUAGUUGGUUUUACUGUGGCGGCCGUGACCCGGAGGGUUGUGUUGGCGUGUCCGAUAUCCAAAGGUUACGCCACCGCUUGUCUUGCAUCGCAUGCGCGAUAGGCAAGAGUUUUUCUGAAAAGUCGUUUCGGGUCCGGUACAUCGUUUUUUGUCGAAGUGAACAGGGGUGCAAAGCGGUCCCCGCGCCACGGGAAGUUGAGGCGGAAAGGAACCGUGGUUGAUUAUGAAUGGCAAUAGCGUACGCGCUGACGGAGAAGAGUUCAUGCUGACGUGGCGGUGUAUUGCGUGAGUCGAUGAAUGACAUCACAAGGAUACCCUUCGCCGCACUGGGGACGCGAGGGAUGUGUCUGGUGGGGACCCCGAUGGGUCGGUAAAGGUGGGCACCCGAUAACUUGGUACACGGCGGGGCCGGUUAUCUUUAGUAUGCAAGACCUGCGUCGCUUGCUCUUGUUCCCUCUGGUUGUUCAAGUGACGUUCGUUUGGGGCGUCGUCUGUGUGCCGAGCUCGGCGGCAUCGACUGACGGGUGAUCUAGAUUUUAUCCAUCCACGGCUUUCACUUUUUUAUGUAUAUGGUAGUUUCGUAUUUUCUGAUGGGGUGUGUGGGUGCGUAUGUUUUUCCCCUUCUGCAUUGCUACAGACGCUGCUCUAUUCCUUAGGAGUAGGAGAGGGGUGGCCCCUCUGUUCCUUAGUGUUUGUUCACCGCUCACGCGUGCAGUAUCGGUUUGAUGGUUUUUCUACGGA